UCCGAGCUCCGGAGCGCAGCUUGGAUGGGCGUAGCGCGGCGCCAGCCCGGUAACUGUCAGGUAAACUGGGGGUUAUCUUUGAGUCGUUGACGGUUUUAAUCAAAAUUUCCUCAGACACAUAACGCAGUAAAUGUAGUUUGAUCUUUUCCCUCUCGGGCGUUGGGUGCACUGUGGCCAGUAUAUGGCAAGUUUUUGUUGUUUGUUUUUGUAUUUAGUGACGAGUUAAAUGACAGUUUAGUAGUGCAGCGACUCCAUGUAGAUAGACAAGAUAAGUAACAUGCCGCGGAAGAAGCGAUGUCGUCCGAGGGACAGCGGGGAUGAUGCUGGUUCAGUGUCCCGCAAGCGGAGACACACGGAAAGUCAAGGAGAAAUUGUGCCAAUUCCUGACAGCGAGCAUGAGGAAGAAGAAUUCAAGCCAUCGGCGAGGGAAUCCCGCUUACGGGGGAGGGAAAGCAAAGCCCAGACAAAAGAACUGACGGAUGAUGAGAUGCUCACCUUGGCGUUGAAACGCAGUGCAGAGGAGGCUACGACAGCUGAGCUGAGGCACAAAGAGGAAGAGGAAGCUGUGAAGAAAGCCAUUGAAGAGAGUCUCCACGCAAAUGAGACUCAAAUCAUCAGUAAUAAUUCGGAAUCGCCACUCCUCUCGGGUCAGGAUUCCCCCCCAGUACCUGCGAGCCCCGUCUUCCCUGCUAGAGAUAAGCCCUCGCUUCAGAACAGCAGCAAGAUUGGCCCGGAUGGUUCUGACUGUUAUGAUGCUGUUAUUGAUAUGGAUGAAGAAAACCAGCAUCCCCAACGCCAGACACUAGAUGUGUGUCAGUGGAGAUCAGAUGGUUCCUCAAAGCCUUUACCAGCCUUGGAGAAGGGCAAAUACAGUGAGGCAGAGUCCAGUAGCCAGGAAAUUCAGGGUCCUUCCAGAUGUCAGUGGCAGAGGGGAAAAGGCUCUGGUGAUAUAGGGAAUGGGAGUCCCCGUCACGGCCCUGUCCUUUGCAUCGAAAGGUUGAGUCAGGAGCUGGUGGAUGACUGCCAGGCCUCAGGGUUCGUGUUGUGUUCCCAGGAACUUCCUGUCCACCUGACACCUUCAGGGAGGUCGGCGUCCUCCCCGCCGGCGAGUCCCACACUCUCUGAAAGUCCUGUGUUUGCCAGGAUGGACUUGGGAAGCAUGGAGAAGGGUGUUGCUGGGAAAGGCACCUAUAGCCCCGCGAAACAAGCCAUCGUCACAGAUGCAACGCAGUCUGGGGAUCCAGGAAAUUCCCAGGACUUUCCUGAGAGUCAAGGCCUGGAUGCGGACAGCAGCGACUCCUCUCAGUCCCUCCUGUGCCCCAGGAGGACGUGGGCACUAAGUCGGAAGCAUGUCCCCAAAAAACGUGCAACCGGGGGAAGAGGUUGCCGCGGCCAGGCUUCACAGGGCAAUGUGAGUCAAUCGCAGAGUGAAGAGGAACCCUGCAAGACAGAGGGUGGCACUGUCUGUUCUGCAGAGAGGUUAUUUCUCACGACCUCAAGUGGAACAGACGACCCCACCAACCAGACGGGACGGGCCUGGUCUGAGGAAGAGGAGGACAAAGGUCCCAGGAAGAGAAACCACAUGCCGGGCGAUGCUGAUAUCCUCAGCCUUGGGAGGGCUAGGGAUGCAGACCAAGCGGCCAGCCCCGUCUUCCCUAGAGAGGUGCCAUAUCACAAGAUGUGUGUUUCGGGCCCCACCUCUUCUCUGGGCACGCCCCGGUGCCUCAUGGGGAGCCCUUGGCGUAAGGAGACACAGGAAGGAAGCAAAAUCCGACGGAGGUUCACCUUUGGGAACGGGAAUGUCACUAAAUCCCCAAGCCGGACGGAGGACUCUGUCGUUCAUGUCCCCACAGAGGAGCAGGGUGGUCCCAAGGAGCCCCCGGUGGUUAGGGCUGUGCAUUACUACUGGGGAGUUCCUUUCUGCCCCCGGGGGCAGAAUCCCGAUGAUUACACUCAGGUCAUCCUCUCUCAGCUGGAGGUGUAUGAGAAGAGCCUGAAGGAGGCGAGGAGGACCUUGCUCCGCAAGGCCGAGUGGGGCGACCCCUUGCUCCCCGCCUCGCCCGAGAGGCGCCUCCGCAGGAGGGGUCGACCCAAACGCUCCAGGGCCUUGCGGCUGCUCGACGAGGAGGAGGAGGAGGAGGAGGAGGUGGUGGCGGCGGAGCAGGAAGAGGAGGAUGACACGGAGGAGGCGACACUCGUGGAGGAGGGCGAGGAGAAUGGAAGCGCUGGUUCUCCGAAGGGGUCAAAGGCGACUGAGGAGACACAGGAACGGAACAAGAAGCGGCUGGCUGCCCAGCAGCAGAAGAUCCCUGUGCUCUGCACUUCAGAAGAAAUCCCCGAGAGACAGAAAUCUCUGAGGAGACGCGGACAUGGAGAAAGCAGGUUGGCCAAAGGUGGGGUGCCACAUUCCCAGGGCCGGGAAGACGAGGAGACCCAGCUGUGUCCAGAGAGCCAGCUCAGUGAGGAACCGUUGGCAGAGCUGAAGUGGGAGAGCUCAGCAGACACAGAGGUUCACUCCAGGGACUCGGAGUGUGAGGUGAUGGUGCUGGACCAGGAGGGGAGCGCUGUAGCUCAGGUGGAGGAGGUGGAGGACAUGGAAACAGAGGGGGGGUCGGAUUCGCAGGCCCGCGGCGAGGGGGUACAGUGCCCUAUCUGCAUGCAUUGCUUCCCGCCAGCGCGGAUCGAGAUGCACGCAGCGUACUGCGACGGCACGCCAGAGGACCGGUCCCCGGAGGAGCCCCUAUCUCAGGGUCAGCUUCUCCACCUGGGGGCAGCUCGGAAGAAACGCAGCAGGAACGACGUCGCUGGGGAGAACCAGCCGAGCUCCUCAUUCAAUGGCAGAUCCCAAUUGAGGGAGCAAUGCUACUUGUGUCAGAAAACGUUCCGUCUGAAGGAUUACAAGAGGCACGUGGAUAACUGCAUCCAGCAGAGGCCCAAACAGGAGGGCUCCAGAAACCUGCUGGUGGCCUUGGACCAGACGGAGCAGAACGUGGACUGCGCAGAAGCUGGAUCAUCGGACUCAAGAAAAAAAAGUCACAGCUCCGCCAGACCGCGGGAUGACGACGAGCUGGGGUAUCCUGUAGACCCCGGAUUCCUGGUCAGCUCCUCCCCUAUCCGAUCCUUCACCCCCAUUUCAGAAGCCACAGACUGCCUUGUCGACUUCAAGCGCCAGUACUCACACGGUUCGGGCCAAAGAGGACGGAGGAAGAAGUUUUAAGUAACAGCCUUUCUCAAAAUGUCACUUGUUCCCCAAAAAUAUACUAAUUUUUAUAUAUCACCAUGUUUGUUGAAGUGUUUAUAAAUUCUGUUGAAACAUUG
Messenger RNA from Brienomyrus brachyistius, 3318 nucleotides. RefSeq names its product ubiquitin interaction motif containing 1 (gene uimc1). The coding region runs from base 278 to 3217 and encodes 979 amino acids. Gene Ontology annotation, molecular function: histone binding; K63-linked polyubiquitin modification-dependent protein binding. Gene Ontology annotation, cellular component: BRCA1-A complex. The transcript is spliced from 17 exons. Gene Ontology annotation, biological process: double-strand break repair; positive regulation of DNA repair. Lineage: Eukaryota; Metazoa; Chordata; Actinopteri; Osteoglossiformes; Mormyridae. The record is from RefSeq and is a predicted model, not a curated record.